Messenger RNA from Diachasma alloeum, 1301 nucleotides. Its product is annotated as calcium-binding protein P-like. The transcript has 2 exons. The record is from RefSeq and is a predicted model, not a curated record. NCBI's taxonomy places the organism in Eukaryota, Metazoa, Arthropoda, Insecta, Hymenoptera, Braconidae. Bases 36 to 638 code for a protein of 200 amino acids.
UUGCCUCUCUAAGAAGACAUACUAACGGCUGCAACAUGCGAAAAUACUUAGUGGUGCUAUCUGCAAUCAUUUGCCUCUCCGCGGCACAGGAACCCUUGACUCGUCUUCUUAGUUCAAUUAUUGGUGGUGGUGGCGGUGGCGGUGGUUUCGGUGGUGGUGGUGGGGGUAUCCUGCCAGGAACUGGAGUCAUCGGAGGUGGAGGAAGUCGAGGACUUGGUGGAAUCGUCGGAGGUGCCGUACCAUCGCUAGGUGGUAUUUUCGAUGGUGCCCAGCCAGGUGCUCAACCGGGUGCCCAACCAGGCGCCCAACCAGGUGUCCAACCAGGUGUCCAACCGGGUGCUCAACCGGGUGCCCAACCGGGUGCUCCACCGGGUGCCCAACCAGGUGCUGAACCGGGUGCUCAACCGGGUGCUCAACCGGGUGCUCAACCGGGUGCUCAACCAGGUGCCCAACCAGGUGCCCAACCAGGUGCUGAACCGGGUGCUCAACCAGGUGCCCAACCGGGUGCCCAACCAGGUGCCCAACCGGGUGCUCAACCGGGUGCUCAACCGGGUGCCCAACCGGGUGCUCAACCGGGUGCUCAACCGGGUGCCCAACCAGGUGCCGAACCUGGUGUCGAACCGGAACUCGAACUAUGAGUCUCAUAAAACAGUUGAACACUCCAGUUUUCAAUCAUGUAGCGACCAAUCGCGUACGAGUGCGAAAUUUUUUCUUCAAUCAAUUGAUUAUCAUAAAGAAGUAUGGGAUAUACAGUUUUCAAUUAAUAUAAGGCUCUGCAACCUUUUGCAAUAACCAUCAACGGGAUGGAAUACCCGCUUGAGGUAUUUCGUCACGGUUUACACAAUCGCUCGCAUUCGUAUUCAUUAUUUUCCUUUUUUUGCAUACGAAGACCCCAGAAAGUUCUAAUGAAGAUUUUUUCAAAUUGAAGGUGUAAAAUUUUAGGAGUGCCCUUAAAAUUAGAUCAGGGAGAAGAAUACAUCUAGAAUAAUUUGUAAACAUUUUAGAACGAAAUACGUUGGGACGAAUUCAGCAAAAAUAUUUUUUGUAAAGAUUAUCAUAGGAUAGAAAAAAUGUAUGAUGUAAUUUGUCUCUAAACCCCGUCGUUUCAAAAAUGAUCGCAAAAUAAUCUAUAAAUCCAUUUUGCUGUUUGAAUAUAUUCAGAAUUUUCUUAUGAAUGAUUUCGUGAAUUUCAUUGAAGCAAAUGAGCUUAAAAAAAAUGUCAGAAAAUUUAUGUAAAAAACCAUUAAAUUUUCGACAAAAAAUACAAAGGGUCAAAAAUGCGAAGUUCGAUGCAGAUUUAA